AUGCAAAUGCCCAAGUGCAAGACAACAAUACUGACGAGGGCUGUUAUUCUUAUUGCCGCGCUCGCCCUACUCAAUGGAGCACUAUGGAUAGUCACUGCGCUGUGCUUCUCGGAUCGAUUACUCUCUCUGGCGCUGCUAGCGUGGACGCUCGGACUGCGCCAUGGUCUGGAUAGCGAUCACAUCGCAUCAAUCGAUAAUUCUGUUAGAAAACUCACUGCUAGAAAUGGCAUUUAUCCAGUGACAGUUGGAUUUUUUUUCGCUGCCGGUCAUUCAACGGUAGUGCUUAUUGUCACGAUUGCUUUGGUAGCUGGUGCGCAGGUUUAUGACAACUUAAACACGCUUGAGCAACUCGGUGGUGUUGUUGGAAGUGUCAUAUCGACCGCGUUCCUAAUGCUGUUGGGUGUCACCAACAGCUUCACUCUGUGGCAAGCUAUACAGUCGCGCAAAGAGAUGCAGUUCACUGACACCACCCAUGAAGAUGGAAAUUUACAACCUAAAUCUCCGUCUUUCUUGUCUAGAUUGUUUUCGCCUCUUUUAAACUGGGUGGAUAGGCCAAGCAAGCUAUAUGUUAUUGGCUGUCUCUUCAGUCUCGGGUUCGACACUACCUCCUCUAUGGUCUUACUAUCUGUGUCAGCGUUAGCUGCCGAAGAAGUGCAGAAACCCUACAGUAUUCUUUUGUUCCCACUUUUGUUCGCCAGUGGAAUGAUACUCGUUGAUUCACUCGACAACGUCAUGAUGUUGUACCUGUAUACCCCACGUACCGAUUGGAGGAGAGAGUCGCACUUCAAGUUGGAAUUUGGUGAGGGCAAGAAUAGUGCUACGGAUAGAGAUGAGACAGCAUCUUUGAUUGAUAGUGGUAGUGAGGGCAGUCGUGAAACUCAAAUACAAAACACCGAAUAUAGUGGAUUAAAUUGCCACGACAGGCAGCAGAAGAUGUUGGAUUUGAAUAAAUCUACUAUAUUAAUCACGGCGUUGUCGGUAUGCGUCGCACUAGGGUGA
This is a messenger RNA of Wallemia ichthyophaga EXF-994, 999 nucleotides long. Its product is annotated as High-affinity nickel transport protein. The transcript is spliced from 5 exons. Gene Ontology annotation, biological process: nickel cation transmembrane transport. Gene Ontology annotation, molecular function: nickel cation transmembrane transporter activity. Bases 1 to 999 code for a protein of 332 amino acids. Lineage: Eukaryota; Fungi; Basidiomycota; Wallemiomycetes; Wallemiales; Wallemiaceae. Gene Ontology annotation, cellular component: plasma membrane. The record is from RefSeq and is a predicted model, not a curated record.